AUGGGUGAAACGAUUAGUCGACCGUUGAUGGGGGAAACCCCGAGGGAUUUCAUGAAUCGCAAUAAUAAAGCGUUUUUUACUGAACCCUAUCUCUCUAAUCUCGCGGGAUGGUCAGAAGGGAAAAUACAAUUAGAUCCGUUUCCCCGCGAUGGUUCUUUUAAAGAUGAAGAUAUGCGUGCUGCAAAAGAUAUGAUCUUUGGUUCUUGGGGUGACCCAGGAUGGCCAAUUGAUUAUAUGAAAGAUGCGUAUAAAGUUUGGAUGAAGAUGAAAACUUAUUGGGAUAAGGGUCCAGAGUUGAAAAAACAAGACAGCUCUCUCUCUCAGUCUCAGUUGAAACCUGAUACGUCCCUUCCCCCAUAUGAAUGUGUUGUUUCUGCUGAAAUUCCAAAGCCCUUGACCAAUCGAUUGUAUCCGCAGUUGCCGUCCACAACUGAAGUUUUUCCGUUUGUACAGCUUCCAGAUGGUUACAAAAUUACUCCUCUGAGUGUUACGGAGGCAGUGGCUAUUUGCAAAGAUCUGCCUGAUCCGGCUAAGUCACCACAUCAAUUUGUGGCAGUACUGCAACGGUUAACUGCCUACAGUCAAUUGACGGGACGAGAUUAUCGUUUUAUUUUGACUAAAACACUGCCUGCGGAAAUCACAGAGGAGGAAAUGAUUGAAGAAGUUUAUUACUUAAACCCCAUCUACGAUACACCGCCUGUUCGUCGUGUUGUAUCUCAGAAAGCUGGAGAUUCAAAGCCCCUUGAUUUGUCUAAACCUUCACGAGUGCUUCUAAUUACUGAUUCAGAGGAUGAAGAAGAGGAAUAUGAUUGGAUUUGGGCCAGCUCAGGUAAACUUAAAGAUUUUUUCAAGCAAUUGACUGCUUUUUUGUUAAAAGUGUCUUCUGCUAAACAAGACAUCUCGCAUGCAGCCAAUACCAAACAGAGAACUGGUGAAAGCCCUGUUGCAUUCUUUAACAGAUUUAAACAUGCAUGGGUUGAGGAAUCUGCGAUUCCUAUUGAACAAAAUUGUCCAUUGUUCUUAAAUACGUUCCUAAAUAAUAUGAACAAAGACACUGCGCAGUUAAUUCGUAUAACAACUCCGAAUAUUACUACCAUUUCUGUUGAUGAAUUGGGACGACGCUUGCGUGAGCUUUCCUCUGCUGGAGCUUUUGAUGUCUCCAGGGGCAAAACUCCUGCAAUGCUUCAAGUGAAUGCUGCUGUGAAUCCUCGUCCACAACAAUUUGGAAAUGUGAGACGCUGUUUUUAUUGUGGCAAGCCAGGACAUCUGGAACGUGACUGUAGGAAAAAGGCUUGGGAUUUGAGGCAGAGGUCAGAAAAGCAGAAGAAGAAGGGCUCUGGUGGUGGCUUGAAGCAAAAGCCCCCACUUGCGCUCCCUUCUGCAAAGACUGACAGACAAAAUCCAGUGUAUCCCAUUUCCUGGCAACAAUGACUGAGUUCGACUGAGCCCUCUUCUGAUAAUUUUUCAUUGAUUUCUUUGAGUUAUCCGAAUGUGUCAACUGUUUUGCCAUUCAUUGAAUUAAAUGUUGACCAUAAACCCUAUGUUUUUCUCAUAGAUACGGGGGCGUCGAUGUCAUCGUUAUCCUCUCUUGUCUAUGAGGGCUCGAUUACAGGAAAACAUGUAAACUCUGUGGGAAUCAAUGGUGUACCUGUGAGAUGUGAAAUGACACCAACAUUUCCAGUUACUUCUAAUGAUAUCCCAUCACUGUUUAAAAUGCAUGCUUUUGCGAUAAUACCGAGUUCACCAUUUUCUCUUCUGGGACGCGAUCUCUUACAUAAAUUAGGUAUUCAACUUAAUUUUAAUGCUGACUCUCUACAACUUAUUUUUCCUGCAGCCUUUUCUCUCACUGUUGAUACAGGAAAUGCUCUCCUUGAGGAUGAUUCUGCAACUGAGCUCAAACAGGAAAUUGAGGGCGUCAACCCCAAGUUGUGGGCAGCCCAUAAGGAUGACGCAGGAUUCAUUGAUGUCCAGCCCUAUGUUGCUAAGCUAAUCACAGACAAGCCUGUGUAUCAGAAACAGUACCCCCUCUCAAAAGAAAAGGUGGAGGGUAUUCUUCCUGUUAUUGAUAAAUUACUGGCUCAAGGCAUCCUGGUGCACACUCAUUCACCUUAUAAUACACCAAUUAAUCCAAUUAAGAAAGCAAAUGGUUCUUGGCGUUUAACUCAAGAUUUGAGAAAAAAGUUAAUGAGUUAGUAACACCAUUGUCUCCUAUUGUACCUGAUGUGCAAACUAUAAUUAAUUCUAUUCCUUCUGAACAUUCAUUUUUUACAGUUCUGGAUAUUUCCAGUGCCUUCUUCAGCAUUCCUGUUGAUCGCCAAACACAGCCAUAGUUUGCUUUUACCUUGGAAAAUUCACAAUUAACGUGGACAAGACUCCCACAAGGGUUCAGGGAUUCUCCGGCUGUUUUCUCUGCUGUAGUGCACGCAACGCUGAAAAAUGCCAAACUUCCUCCAAACACCUGUCUGCUUCAAUACGCAGAUGACAUCCUCAUCACUGGUGCAACUGAGGACAUGUGUGCUGCUGCCUCUAAAAUUGUCUGCAAUAUUUUGGCAGAGGCUGGUUUCAAGGCAUCAAGAGAGAAACUACAGUGGGUACAGAGGAGGGUCGAGUACCUUGGACAUAAACUGUCACAGGGCAAAGUGCAAUUGUCUGCUGACAGAGUGAAAGCUAUUGCUACUUUCAAGCACCCAUCGACACGGAAGCAGAUGCAAAGCUUCCUGGGACUGGUUAAUUAUUGCCGAAUAUGGGUGCCCAACUGUUCCAUGUAUGAUAAAAUCCUACGAACUGCUACUCUGGGGGACACAGAGGACAUUACAUGGACAGCUGAGAUGGAUCAAGCAUUCAGACAUUUGAAAUCCUCCCUCAUGAAACCUCCUGCACUCGGCCUCCCAAAUUACUCUCAAGACUUUCACUUAUACGUGCAUGAAAGUGGGGGUACAGCCGCCGCAAUCCUGGCCCAGGAACAUGGGGGUACUUUUCGUCCCAUAGCUUAUUUGUCUAAAACUCUUGAUUCAGUAGCCAGGGGACUUCCUGCUUGUUUGCGUGCAGUGGCUGCCACGGCGAUCAUGGUGCAAGAUGCUGAAAAAAUUGUGUUAUCACAUAAAUUGAUAGUGCAUACCUCUCAUCAGGUAGGAGUCAUUAUGAGUAAUAUUUCUACUCAACAUAUGACUGCUCAACGCCGCUCUGGCUAUGAGGCUAUAUUAUUAGCUACUGCUAAUUUGAUUUUGAAGCCAACUUCUGUUAUUCAUGGCCCUACUGUACAUUUGCACAGGUUGCUGACGCAAGGUGAAUUUGAGAGUGAUGACCACGAGUGCCUGGACAGAAUCCAGAUUUCGACUGCCUGCAGGCCAGAUGUUUCUACAUCUGUCCUGGAGGAGGGGAAGAAUUGAAAAACCCACUCAUCCUUUCGUUCCAGGACAACAGGUGCUGAUAAAGUGUCUGAAGCCCACAAAACUGGGUGAGCCGAAAUAUCUGGGGCCCGCCACGGUGAUUGCUGUGACGAGAACAGGAGUGCUGACUGACUUCCAGCCGCAGUGGAUCCAUGCCAGUCGACUGAAAGCAGCUCCAUCCCAGGGGAACGUUCUGGUCAAUGAGGAGAAGGAAGCCAGUGAGCCAAGGAAAGAUCCGAAGGAAGGUGAACCAAGACGUUCAACGAGGAGAAGAAGAAAGAGAUUGCUAGAGAUCUAAAACCAGCAAUAAUUAUCAUUGAAGCUCUCUAGCCAUGAUUGCUAAAUUGACAUUUUACCUGGUUGUGCUGACAAAUGUGUUUAUUCACAUACAAGCUGCUGUUAGCACUGGUAAUGAAACUUGGGUACAUUAUGAAGAAGAACCACAUGCCUUCGCAGCUAACAUGUGGUGGAGAUUAGCCAACUACACUGCCAAAUCUGAAGGAAAAACAGGUGACUGUUAUGUUUGCACCAAAAUGCCACAUAAUGCUUCUGGACCACAUGUAGAGGUUAAAUCACCAAGGACAGAAGAAGAAUUAGAAUGCCCUAUUUUUGUUAGCAUUACUGGAAUGAUGGCUCCAAAUAAAAGUGCAAUAUGGAGUUGUGGAAAAAGUAGAAUAAUGAUGCUUGCAACGCAAGUACAUGCUAAAGUGACAACCAUUGGCUCUAUUCCAGACUCACUGUUAUGUAUGGAAAGAGAAACUGGAACAGUGAGACUGGGGGUAAUUCCUAAAAGUAAAUGUAAUCGAACAUACCAUCAUUGUGAGAUAGAAAAUAUGUCUUGUUGUAUGAGUUGUAUUUUGCAUUAUCCAAAAACUAAUAUGACUGAGUGUUCUAAAAGAACACCACAUCCUAUAUCUACUAUGAUUGCUUAUGGAUGGGCUAAUCCUUUUAUUCAAGAUGUGUGUUCUAAAUAUUGUGCACUUGUGCCAGGUCAAAAUUGCUACAGAUAUGCUCCUGCUUCACGGGGAACUAGAGCUGUAAAAGAUUGGUUUUGGACAUAGAGUCUACACUACUCUUCCAGAAGAUUGGAGUGGAAGAUGUGCUCUAGUAACUUUGGAAGAAUAUUCCAUGGUUAUUAGACCACACAAACCUCACGUUAUGACAAAACAAAAACAGAAAAAGAAACGCUCCCUCUCUAGUCGCGGUUCAACUAGUAGUUUGAGUAGAGAUAAUCCAGUACCAAAGCAACAUCGACAAAACAGGCUAGUUUUAGAUCAAUUAACCGCGGCAGGAGGAGGAGUUUGUGUUAUUGUUGGUACCUCUUGUUGUACUUAUAUCCCUGAGAAUGAUGCAGAUGGUCAUUUAAUUUCAGAGGGUUUAAAAAAUAUGACUAGAAUUGCUCAAGAAUUACAAGAACGAGAAGUUACUGAUAAUCAAAGUGGGUUCUUAGCAUGGCUCACAGGAUGGCAACAAAUGCUUGUAUCUGCUUUGAUUCCUAUAGGUGUGAUCCUAUUAAUUAUGGCAUUUAUUAUCUGUUGUAUUAUUCCAUUUAUUAGAGCUUUGAUUAAUCGUGCCAUGAACAACUUUGUAUCCUCUCAAUAUGCUUUGAUGAAUAGACCUGUUAAAUGUUAGUAAUUUUGAAGGAAAAUGAAGGAAAUGUUUGCUGAAGAAUGUUAUGAUUUUGAAAGUAAAGAAAGUGAUUAUAUUUGGAUAUGAGAAAAGUAAUGCUGAGACUUGGGUGUGGCAAUUUUAUUGCCAAAAGGGGCAAUUGAUAGAUUUUAUGUUGGUCUCAGCAUUGAAAGUAUGUGGACUGAGGCUCCUUUUUUUUUCCUCUGUCAAAGUUGUAUACUAUGUUUUAAACAUAUGGUUUUCUAUGUACCAGAACCAUUUCCAUAUAAGGCUCUACUAGGAGUGAAUGUGAAACAGGGAAUGGUCCCUGCUUAGGAGAAGGUCCUUGGGAUGCUAAGGGACCUCAUGGGUACCUGACCAGUAGAUGACCAUAUUUAGACUUGUUUUUCCAUAUGUAUCACAUUCCUAUACCAUCAGCUAUAUGAUGUAUUCUCUUUCUCAUUGGCUGAAACUAUACUACACCCCUUGUACUCUUUCUAUAUAUUCUCUCUUUUCUUAUCAAUAAAAUGAGACUAUAUUCUCCCUCA
This is a messenger RNA of Megalobrama amblycephala (Wuchang bream), 5545 nucleotides long. RefSeq lists its product as uncharacterized. Lineage: Eukaryota; Metazoa; Chordata; Actinopteri; Cypriniformes; Xenocyprididae. The record is from RefSeq and is a predicted model, not a curated record. The transcript has 2 exons. Gene Ontology annotation, molecular function: nucleic acid binding; zinc ion binding. Bases 1 to 1431 code for a protein of 476 amino acids.